Messenger RNA from Penicillium chermesinum, 477 nucleotides. RefSeq lists its product as uncharacterized. Bases 1 to 477 code for a protein of 158 amino acids. Gene Ontology annotation, cellular component: cytosol. Lineage: Eukaryota; Fungi; Ascomycota; Eurotiomycetes; Eurotiales; Aspergillaceae. The transcript has a single exon. Gene Ontology annotation, molecular function: acetoacetate-CoA ligase activity. The record is from RefSeq and is a predicted model, not a curated record.
AUGACAUCCCAUCCAGCUGCCACUCGUAAACUAUGGGAACCGGUCAGUCCCCAGGCCACUCAGAUUUGGAAAUCCAAGGAAAUUCUCGAAAAAGCCAAAGGUAUAAAACUUCCCGACUAUAAUGUGGUAUACGAAUGGUCCGUCGCAAACAGAAUAGAAUUCUGGGAAUUCUGCUGGAACUACUCCCCCAUAAUCCAUGAGGGUAAUUACCAGAGUCUCACCGAUCCACAUGCUCGCAUCGACAGCAUUCCAGACUGGUUCCCGGGGGUUUGUCUCAACUAUGCAGAAAACAUCUUCUUUACAGCGGGACAUCCAGGUCACGCGCCUUCAACUGUAACAACCAUUGCCCUCACUGAAGUCCGCGAAGGCGAUGCUGAGUCGAAUGUCAAUCUCAUCUGGCGGGGACUGCGACAAAAAGCCGGUCGACUAUCCCAACCCCGGAAGUCUGGAGUUUUAUUAUCACUUUGCAGAGAUUGA